CAGAUGCAAAAGCGUGGAAGCAUUUCCAAUCAAAGUAUCCCGACUUUGCGUAUGAGAGAAGAAAUAUCUACCUUGGAUUAUGUACUGAUGGUUUCAGCCCGUUUGGCAAGAGUGGAAGACACAAGUUCCGAGGGAAAGAUGUUCCUCGGAAUUUUCCGAGGGAAAGAUGUUCCUUGGAAUUUUCCGAGGGCCAAGUUCCUCGAAAAUUCUCGAUGAACAUUUCGAGGAAUGUUUCGUCGAAACUUCCGAGGAUUGGAGCAUCGGAAUUCCAUCGAAAUAUUCCGAGGAAGGCGUCCCUCAGUAUAUUCCGAGGAAUCUUCCGACGAACUUGGUAUCCUCGGAGUUUCCUCGGAAUUUAGUUUCCUCGGAAUUCCAUCGGAAAUUUCCGAGGGAUUUCCGAGGAAAUAUGAAUUUCCGAGGGAUUUCCGAGGAAAUAUGAAUUUCCGAGGGAUUUCCGAGGAAAUAUGAAUUUCCGAGGAGAUAUUUCCGAGGACUUUUUUCGUCGGUAUGUCCUCGGAAUAGCGUUAUUCCGACGACAUACCGACGAUUUUUUCCCUCAGUAUGCCGAUGUUUUCUUGUAGUGAUCGUCUUAAAUCAGCCUUUUUUACUAAGUCAACUAUUUUAUUAUAAGUCAACCGAAACUUAUACAUAUACCAGCCGUAACGAAAGACAUAUUCUUUUACGGCUGACUUAAUGAAAACACGGAAGCGUAUUCCUACGUGUCGCCGGAUUUUUGCUUAUGUGGCGUUAAAAAGUAAUGGCAUUCUCGUAAAUACGUUUUUUUCUCAUAAUGUGGAUAAAGGGCACGCUUGGUUCUGGUCAUAAGUCCUAAAAUAUAUAAUAUCUGAGUCAACUUCCCAACUCUAUAAAUCGCUUUAAACAACACUAAACCUCUAAAUUUCAAAAGCUGUUCCAGCUAACAUUUAUGGUUGCGGGAGGAAAAUUUUUUAAAAAAAACUCUAUAAAAAUAAAAAUAUUCCAUUAUAAUUUUAAAUUGAAAAAAUAGAAGUAUAUAUUUGAUUUAUAUUAUAAAAGUUUAAAACAAAAAUAUUUAUAUAAUUUUUAAAAAUUUAAAAAUAUAAUUUAAAUAUAGAAAUUUUAUAUUUGUUAUAAUAAUAUGAUUUUAAAAAUUUUUAUAAUUAUAUAAAAAUAUGAAUAUUGUUAAUUUAUUAUUUAACUAUUGCUGCAUUUGAUAGUAACAAGUCAUAAUUAUUCCGCAAACGCAACAAUUUCUAACCAUUGUACCAGUCGAACAGAUCGUUUAAUAACGUUUAAAACUGCAACUAUCCACAUUCACAAACGUCCGUAACUACGUCUGCAACCGUUAGGGUUACACCAGUUAGGCCCGAGUAAAAUCCACACUAGCAAGGAAUCGGAGAAAGUAUACAGAAAAUAAAUUAAUUUAACAUAUUUUUAUUUUCCCACUUCUGUAGUAAACCAUAUGAGUACAUUAAUAGCAUGUGUAUAUGCCCGAAAUGAAGUAACAUAUUUCAAGGAAUUAUCUAUAUGAUCAAAUUGGAUCUUGUCUACUUUUAAUUAAAAGAUGGGAGAGAAACUAGGUAAAAGACAAUCCUGGAAAAGUGAAUUAAGUUAAGGGCAAUAAGACACAAUUAAAUUAUAAGAGAUAUUGAGUUGUUACUUUCUUCUUUUUUUUUGUUAUAUGUGGAUUGAUAUUAAACACCAAAAGUAUAAAGAUGUUCUAUACACAAUCAUCUCAUCUAAGUUAAGUAUAUAAACCUGAAGACCUAGUAGCAGUCCAAAAUAGAAUCGUCAUGAUCAAUCAAAUGGUAGUGACUUUUGUGCUCGGCAUUCUAAUCAUACCAGCAAUUGUCAUCAAUGGAGAGUUUUCAGAUACUCAUGAUGCUAAAAUAGAUCUACUUUUAAAGAAACUCAACAAACCUGCUGUUAAAUCCAUCAAGAGUCCAUACGGAGGUAUAAUAGAUUGUGUCCAUAUGAAGAAUCAUCCUAUUUAUGAUCAUCCUUUAUUUAAAAACCACACUAUUCAGAUGAAACCAAGUGGUGACCACGAUAAAUGGAACAAUGAUACUUUAAAUAUAGACGACGAGAGUAUAGUUACUCAACUCUGGACAAUCAAUGGAAAAUGUCCCCAAAAUACUAUUCCAAUCAGAAGAACGACAAGAGAAGAUAUUUUACGAGCGGAAUCAAUAGAAAACUAUGGCAAAAAAUAUCCCAACAACAUUCCUCGAAGAAAACCAGCCAAUUCGACUAAUGAAAUCCAUGAGUAUGCCACCCUCCGCGUAAAUGGAAUCUUUCGUGGAGCUGAAGCAGUUAUAAAUGUGUGGAAGCCUUAUGUGCAAAUGCCAAGAGAAUUUAGCCUAGCACAAAUGUGGCUUGAGGCGGGUCCUCCUUCUAACCUUAACACCAUUGAAUUUGGUUGGCAGGUCUAUCCAGGACGUUAUGGUGAUGACAACGCUAGAUUCUUUGUUUACUGGACUGCAGAUGGGUACCGUUCAGGCUGCUACAAUCUUGAUUGUCCAGGCUUUGUUCCUGUCAAUCAAGCAUAUGUCUUAGGAGAACCUAUUGGUCAUGUUUCUACCUUAGGUGGUCAGCAAUAUGAGAUUCCGACAACUAUAUGGAAGGAUCCCCGGACAGGGAACUGGUGGUUGAAACUUAAUCACCAUGUAUUUAUCGGAUAUUGGCCUUCCAUAUUGUUCAAUCAUCUACGAAAUGGGGCAACCGAUAUUACAUGGGGAGGCGAAAUAACAAAUUAUAGAGUUAAUUUACAACAUACAAUGACAAACAUGGGAAGUGGGGGUUUCGCAUCGGAAGGAUAUGAAAGAGCUAGUUAUUUUAGAAAACUUAAGAUAUAUGAUGAAUGUAAUACAUGGAAACCAAUUCAUGAUCGUGUUCCUGAAUAUUUCAUUACCCAAGAGAGUUGUUACAAUAUAAGAUAUGCCUAUGAAACUGACUGGGGGGAUUAUUUCUUUUAUGGUGGUCCUGGUCGAAAUCUGUAUUGUACAUGAUUACAUAUUAACAUGUUGUAGAUGCAACUAUGCCAUUAUCAGUCAUCUAUGUUAUUUUCCACCAUCAUAUAGUGUUAGUGAUUUGCAAGUGAUUAUUAAAUGAUCCUUUUGGUCUUAACACCGAUAAAACGCAAUAAAAAAUCAUCAGAUAGUUUAAUGACUUGAAUAUUUAGUUGACUCUUUAUAUAAGUUUCUUGACUGGUUAUCUCUCUAACAUUAGAAACUUAUAACAUUUUUUGGGUUUAACUGUUCGAGAAACUUAUAACAUGGCAGUAGAUAUAUAAUUGAGUGUCGUCUAAACAGUUAUAUAUAAAGAAAGGAACGGAAAAGAAACCAAAAGAGAGUGAAUUUCCAGAAUAAAAUAUGAAUCGGAAGGAGAGUACUCUGACAUGGGAGAAAGGUGAACCUGGCUAUGAUGCUCUUCGACGAGUUAGAGAUGAAAAUGAAGUCCAAGGAGAGAUAGAGAUAGUGUGAGCGAUGGAGAGUUUGACUGAGAGAAAAAAAAAAA
Brassica rapa (field mustard) is the source of this 3492-nucleotide messenger RNA. RefSeq lists its product as uncharacterized. Lineage: Eukaryota; Viridiplantae; Streptophyta; Magnoliopsida; Brassicales; Brassicaceae. The record is from RefSeq and is a predicted model, not a curated record.